CCAUGGUCAGUGACUGGUCCAUGGAUAACCCACCUAAACUGUGUGAAAGCAGCUCCCAAAAUGAUUCGAGCCCAGUCCAUCAGGAGCGAUCGGAGUCUCCUGCACCCAGCUGUGUUUCAGUCAAGAGCGCCUGGUCAAUGGACAACCCUCCGAAACUUCAAGAGAGAGACAAGCCCCCUGAACAGAGUAUCCUUCAGGAGAGAUCGAGGUCCCCUGUACCCAGCUGUGCCUCCAUGCAGAGUGACUCAUCUAUGGAACAUCCAGUAACUUUUACUGACAAAGCUGAUGCAGCUGAUCAGAGCCGAAUCCACCAAGCAACAUCUGGCCUCUGUGUACCCAGCUGUGAAUCUGAGAACGUUGAGCAGUCAGUAGACCUUUCCGAGGGAGAUGCUCGACAAAAAUGUGAACCUAAAUUUUCUGAAGAAGAAUUACAAAGGAAACUUAAAUCUACUUUGAAGACAAAGUUUCAAUGCUUAUGUGAAGGCAUAGCAAAGGAAGGAAAACAUACACUUCUCAAUGAGAUCUACACAGAACUUUACAUCACAGAGGGUGGAAGUGAAGAAGUCAAUAAUGAACAUGAGGUCAGACAGAUUGAGACAGCAUCCAGGAGAACAGCAACAGAGGACACACCAAUCAAAUGCAACGACAUAUUUAAACCCUUACUCCGACAAGACAAACCCAUCAGGACUGUGCUUACAACAGGAGUUGCAGGCAUUGGAAAAACAGUCUCUGCACAGAAGUUCAUUCUAGACUGGGCUGAAGAGGAAGCCAAUCAGGAUAUCAACUUCAUAUUUCCACUUCCUUUCAGAGAGCUGAAUUUGAUGAAGGAUCAAAAACGCAGUUUGGUGGAUCUUCUCAGUAGCUUUGUAAUGGCAAUAAAUGAAUCUGAUUUCUUCACUAGGCACAAAAUUUUGUUCAUCUUUGAUGGCCUUGAUGAAUGUCGGCUACCCUUAGAUUUCCAGAACAAUAAGAGUCUGAGUGAUGUAACAGAGUCAGUCUCAGUGGAUGUGCUGCUGACAAACCUCAUCAAGGGGAAUCUGCUUCCCUCUGCUCUCAUCUGGAUCACCUCCCGACCAGCAGCAGCCAGUCAAAUCCCUCCUCAACAUGUUGAUCAGGUUACUGAGAUACGAGGGUUUAAUGACCCUCAGAAAGAGGAGUACUUCAGGAAGAGAAUCAGUGAUGAGCAUCUGGCUGAGAAUGUAAUAUCUCAUCUUAGGUCUUUAAGAAGCCUGUACAUUAUGUGUCACAUACCAGUGUUCUGUUGGAUUUCAGCUACUGUUCUGGAGAAAAUUUUGGCUGAAGCAAAGAGUGGAGAGAUCCCCACGACUCUGACUCAAAUGUACACACACUUUCUGAUCAUUCAGACAAAAAUAAUCAAGGGAAAGUAUACUGAGAGAAAAACGCCAGAUGGUGAAAUGAUUUUCAAAUUAGGAAAGCUAGCUUUUCAGCAACUGGAAAAGGGCAAUCUGAUCUUCUACGAGGAAGAUCUGAGAAAAUGUGGCAUUAAUGUGAAAGACGCAUCAGUGUAUUCAGGACUAUGCACUCAAAUCUUUAGAGAGGAGCUAGGGCUAUACCAUGGGAAGGUGUACUGCUUUGUGCAUCUGAGUAUUCAAGAGCAUCUUGCAGCUCUAUAUGUUUAUCUUGAUUUCAACAAUGGCAACAGAAAUGUGCUUGACCAGCCACGGAUUGGGAGGCUUGCAGCUAAUUUCAAAUGUUCAACAAUUUCUGACUUACACAAAAAAGCAGUGGAUAAGGCCUUGCAAAGUAAGAAUGGACAUCUUGACCUUUUCCUUCGUUUCCUUCUGGGCAUCUCAUUGGAGGCCAAUCAGCAACUCCUGAAAUGUCUUCCAACACAAGCUGCAAGUAGCUCCUUCUGUACUGAGGAAACUAUUGACUACAUCAAAACCAGGAUCCGUAUGAACUCUUCUCCUGAAAAAUCCAUAAAUCUGUUCCACUGUUUAAAUGAACUGAAUGACAAGUCUCUUGUGGAGGAAAUCCAGAACUAUCAGAGUUCAGGAAGACUACUGAAAGUCAAGCUGUCACAUGUACAGUGGUCAGCCUUGGUCUUUGUGCUACUGACUUCUGAGAAAGAGAUUGAUGAGUUUGACCUGAGAAAAUACAGCAUUCAGAAUUAUGAGCAAUGUCUUCUCAAGCUAAUGCCAGUUGUCAAAACAUGUAGGACUGCUGAACUUUCAUCCUGUAACCUCACAGAGAAAGGUUUUGCAGCUCUGGCCUCCAUGAUCAGCUCAAAGUCUUCAUGUCUGAGGAAGAUUGACCUAAGCGAAAAUACAUUAGGGGAUUCUGGGCUAGAUAAGCUUGCUCUUGGCUUUAGGAAUUCCCAUUGUAAACUGGAGAUACUGAAUCUUUCACAGUGCGGUAUCACAUCAUGUGGCUCUAGGAUUUUGGCUUCAGCCCUUAAAUCCAAUCCAUCACAUCUAAAGGAGCUAGACCUAAGUUUCAAUGAUCUCCAAACUCAAGGGAUUGAGACCCUGUCUAGAACACUGAAAGAUCCAUCCUGUAAACUGGAGAAAUUGAGGCUCGUCAGAUGUAUGCUAACAAAGACAAGCUGCAGCUCUCUUGCUUCAAUUUUUCACUCAAACUCAAACCUGAAAGAGUUGGAUCUGGAAAAAAAUGACUUACAGGAUAUUGGAGUGGAUCGGCUCACUGCUGGACUGAAGAGUCCCUGCUGUAAAUUGGAGAUACUGAAUCUGUCAGGGUGUGGUAUCAGAGAGGAAGGUUUUGCUGCUCUGGCUUCAGCUCUGAUGUCAAACCCCUUUCACCUGAGAGAGCUAAAUAUGAACAUGAAUAGAGUAGGAGACUUAGGAGUGAAACGGUUCUCUGCUCUUCUGAAAGAAUCAAGCUGUAAACUAGAGAAACUGAGGCUGUCCUCCUGUGGUGUCAGUGAUGAAAGUUGUGCAUCCCUGGCCCGGGCUCUGCAGUCAAACCCCUCACACUUGAGAGAGCUGGAUCUUCAUUUGAAUCAGCAUACAGAUGGUGGAAAGAAACUUCUCUCUUCUUUGCAAGAGCAUCCAGAUUUCAGACUGGAGAAAUUAAAAAUAUAGACUGAGUUCGCUGAAUGGCAACACAGAAAAGAGGGGUUCCAGAAGGUGGUGAAACUUAAUGGAUUAUACACCUGGAUGAUUCAAAACCGAGAGAAAAAAAAUGGGACUGAAUCAAACCAAACUGUCCAAAUGCCAUUCUAUCACCAGUUCAAUUUACCACUUGUUAAUCAGAACACUUCGCAAAUAUUGAAGCAUUUAGCUGAUGGUAAUUA
This is a messenger RNA of Chanos chanos (milkfish), 3274 nucleotides long. RefSeq names its product protein NLRC3. The transcript is spliced from 11 exons. Gene Ontology annotation, molecular function: protein binding. The coding region runs from base 3 to 3062 and encodes 1019 amino acids. Lineage: Eukaryota; Metazoa; Chordata; Actinopteri; Gonorynchiformes; Chanidae. The record is from RefSeq and is a predicted model, not a curated record.